CCAAGAAGGCGGCGGAGGGCAUGCGGGGCGGCUGGGCGCAGGCCUGGCGGACAUUGCUGGCGGUGGGUGUGGGCGUGGCGGCGGAGGCGCUGGCGGGCUGGCUGCUCCGGCGGAGGCGGGAGGGCUCGGCGGUGCGGGAGGCCCUCUUCUUCCCCUCGCGCGCGACCUGCGUGGAGGCGCUGCUGGCAGAGGAGGGGGGCGGGCCCUCGCCGGGGCCUUGCGCCUGCCCGCUCCCGCACCAGGAGAGCCCGCUCAGCCGCCUGCUGGCCCACCUGCUCGCCGCCCGCCGCUCCCUCGACCUCUGCGUCUUCGCCUUCUCCAACCCGCAGCUCCGCCGCGCCCUCCUCCUCCUCCACCGACGCCGCGUCCGCAUCAGAGUCGUCACCGACGCAGACUACAUGGCGCUCAGGGGCUCCCAGAUCGGGAUCCUCCGGAAGGCCGGAAUUCAGGUACGUCAUGAUCAAGAGACUGGUUACAUGCACAAUAAGUUUGUCAUUAUUGACAAAAAAGUUCUGAUCACUGGCUCUUUGAACUGGACUACUCAAGCCAUCCAAAAUAACAGAGAGAAUGUCAUUAUAAUAGAUGACAAAAAAAUUGUGGAUGUUUUUCUGGCAGAAUUUGAGAAGAUUUGGGAGGACUUCAAUCCAACUAAUUAUACAUUUUUCACCAACUGAGGAAAGCUGGUAUUGAACAAGAAUAAAACUACCAGGUAUAGAAACAGAGCUGAGCAAGUGACAAAAGUUUUGGUCCAACUGUUAUUCCAUACAUUAUUUUAAAAUAGUGUUUAGUGGUGAGAAUGUAGCCAAGAUGUUGAUAGUUUUCUGGAACAAGUUGUUUUUUUGGUGGAUAGAAUAUAGAUGUUAGUGUUUAAAUCCAGAAGUUUCAUACAAGGCAGCGUGCAGUAUAAAUAUGUGUUAUGUGUUCUCUUCAAAUUUGAAGAAGAGUUUUAAUUUAGUUGUCUUCCAGGGUGUUUAGCUUCAAUAUGAUGGAUGCUGUACAAGUAAGAAAUGUUUAAAGUAAGUUCAUAAAAUGUGGAAAGAAAAUUUCUAACCAACUGCCUUUAAGUUUUAAGACUAUACUGAGAUCCUGCAACGUGUAGGUAGAGCACAACACACGGGCUGCACAUUUCUAGCCCCUGUAAAGGCAGUUUUCUGGUCUCUCUUGGUGCCACUCUAUUUAUGGCUGGCUUUUUCUUCUGAUUACUAAACUGCUAGAAGGUGUUGUUAGGUUCCCCUUGUAAGCAGGCCAGUAAACAGCCAUAACGUGCAGUCUACUCAGGUAAAUCUGCCUAGCUACUUGUGUAACUAUUGUAUGCUAGUAUAGGUCACCAACAAUAUUUCAGCCAUAGAGAAAAUCAGUCCUUGGCACAUCAGGAGAUCAUUUUAAUAGCAAGGCUAAAGUACAUGUAGAGUAUACACAAUCACAGUAGUCUUGUAUUGCACAGAGCUUACUUGUUAACAAUCAGUGCUGUUGAUUCGCCAUCUUUUUUUUCCUAGCAGUAAGAUAUAUAUGUGCCAAAGGAAUGUUAAUUCUGUUUAUUUCGUGACUCUCGCUCAGGUGCUUUCAGCCUGUGACCUAAUAAAGAGUCUAGUUUCAACAAAAAUCUCCUCCA
Messenger RNA from Anolis sagrei ordinatus, 1612 nucleotides. Its product is annotated as mitochondrial cardiolipin hydrolase. NCBI's taxonomy places the organism in Eukaryota, Metazoa, Chordata, Lepidosauria, Squamata, Anolidae. Gene Ontology annotation, molecular function: RNA endonuclease activity producing 5'-phosphomonoesters, hydrolytic mechanism. Gene Ontology annotation, biological process: piRNA processing. Gene Ontology annotation, cellular component: mitochondrion. The record is from RefSeq and is a predicted model, not a curated record.